AGGAAAGUCAUCGAGAGGCUAUGGAGCUGCGGGCAAAGUUGCAAAAUGUCUUAAAGGAAACUGCACAGAUAGAAGAACAUUCAAAAACUACUGAGAAGGAGUGUCAAGAAGUAUAUGCCAGUCUGGAUGAUUCCAGACAGCAUAUUGUCCAACUCCGAGAACAACUUGAUGAAAUGAAUGCUCAGAAGACUCAUCUGCAGAAGUUGGCAGAUGAGAAGGUAGUGCAUGUACGUGAAUUGGGUGUGCGAAUGUCUCAGCUUGAAGGAGAGAUUAGACAUCUGCAGGAUGAAAAUCGAAGGCUCAAAGAAGCAGGCUCCUCUUCUCCCAAAGUCAAUGGAGAUGUUGGAGAUAUAGAAAUGGUGGUAUCCCUGCAGAAAAAACUGAAUGAGGUCAACUCUGUGCUGUCAGAAAGAGACCACCUCAUCCAGAAAUUGAGUGAAGAAAAUCUACGGCAAAAGGAGGAGCUCUCAAGCCUUUCAGAUGACUUCAGUAUUCAGAAAUCAAAGAAUAAUGUGAGUGGCAAUGCCAAUCUGUUGUUUUCUGGUUGCUGCUACUGAGUCC
This is a messenger RNA of Darwinula stevensoni, 561 nucleotides long. Lineage: Eukaryota; Metazoa; Arthropoda; Ostracoda; Podocopida; Darwinulidae. The record is from the annotation of a GenBank genome assembly.